Molecule: messenger RNA, 516 nt
Organism: Ogataea angusta
Lineage: Eukaryota; Fungi; Ascomycota; Pichiomycetes; Pichiales; Pichiaceae
Exons: 2
Coding region: 1-516 (171 amino acids)
Cellular component (GO): Golgi apparatus
Source: RefSeq, a predicted model, not a curated record
AUGUCGAGCUUUCUGUCCCAGCUUCAAUACCAGCCGGUAAUAUUGCUAACCCUUCAGCAACAGAUCGCUAGUGUUCAAAACAGGUUCUCCUCGAUCAGGCCACCACAGGAGUUCCUGGAUUAUAGGAGAUUCUCCAAGCCCCAGAACUUUGGCGAAAUUCAGCAGAGAGUCAGCUUCAAUUUGCCUUAUUUCCAAGCCAACUACAUCGCCAUCAUUCUUCUACUGUCGGUGUACGCACUUGUCACAAACGCACUGCUCCUUUUUGUUCUUGGAUUCACCGGGUUUGGUAUUUAUUUCAUCUCCAAGUUGAAAGGUGGGGACUUGGAGUUACCUAUGGGAAGACUCACCACAUCACAACUUUACACAGGGCUGGCUGUGAUUGCUGUCCCACUUGGGUUCCUUGCCUCGCCUAUUAGUACUAUGAUGUGGCUGAUCGGAACUUCAGCUGUUACGGUGUUGUCUCAUGCCAGUUUGAUGGAGAAACCUAUCGAAACGGUCUUCGAGGAGUCGGUUUGA